UGUUUCGCAGACCAAGGUAAGCAUGGCGGCUGCAACACCACCAGCGGUCUCUGAGCAAACAUCUCAAACAUCUCCUUCAGGACCCGUGCCGUUUGACUUCUCUCAGCCUCCGGUGAUCGAGGGCUUCAACCCCUUACCGAGGGUCAAAGAUGAAACUUUUAAAGAGAAAUUCAUAAGAAAAACCAAGGAGAACCCUUUCGUCCCCAUAGGUUGUUUGGGAACAGCAGGGAUGCUGAUGUAUGGUCUCCGUGCCUUUCACCAAGGGAAAACCAGACAGUCCCAGCUGCUGAUGAGGGGCCGUAUCUUUGCUCAGGGCUUCACUGUAGUAGCCAUUAUUGUCGGAUGCAUCUCCACAGCUUUGAAAGCCAAGUAAAAGACUGACCAAUCCCUCAUCUUUGCCAUCACGGACCGCAUACAACCUAGAUAUGAACUGUUCAAACCAUCUGAAUUGAUGCACUGUUCCUGUGUGGGUUGCCAACACUAUUUAUUGUUGAAUUGUUGGUUAAAUAAAUCACAAGUAAGAGUAUUAAUUUGCUUCUUACCUCAGAGUAGACAGGUUUGAUUUUACUCCAGUUGUGCUCGAUUGUUGGUGAAAAGAAAUGCAGGUAAAUGAGAUAUUUCUUGCUCUUUCUUGAAGCGAAGGUUUAGAUUUGAAAUGUUCCCAUAUAUAUUCAAUGACAUCCACACACUGUCUAAAUGUUUCUUCUGCUUUAGAAAUCAUAAAAACUCACACACUAAAAUCCUA
This is a messenger RNA of Cheilinus undulatus (humphead wrasse), 745 nucleotides long. RefSeq names its product HIG1 hypoxia inducible domain family, member 2A (gene higd2a). Gene Ontology annotation, cellular component: mitochondrion. The transcript has 2 exons. Gene Ontology annotation, biological process: mitochondrial respirasome assembly. Lineage: Eukaryota; Metazoa; Chordata; Actinopteri; Labriformes; Labridae. Bases 23 to 373 code for a protein of 116 amino acids. The record is from RefSeq and is a predicted model, not a curated record.